This is a messenger RNA of Mugil cephalus (flathead mullet), 2721 nucleotides long. RefSeq names its product calpain-2 catalytic subunit-like. The record is from RefSeq and is a predicted model, not a curated record. Gene Ontology annotation, molecular function: calcium-dependent cysteine-type endopeptidase activity; calcium ion binding. Lineage: Eukaryota; Metazoa; Chordata; Actinopteri; Mugiliformes; Mugilidae. The coding region runs from base 366 to 2468 and encodes 700 amino acids. The transcript has 22 exons. Gene Ontology annotation, biological process: proteolysis. Gene Ontology annotation, cellular component: cytoplasm.
CAAAACCACAACCUCCUCAGAGCUUCAACUUUGUCCUUGCGACAAAUCAGAAGCGAGCGCCCCUCCCGCCUCAGACCUGAGUGAUACUUAAAUCAGUUGUGGUCACGGCCAUUUCAAUGCGGAUUUGCCUAUGGUGGCUGUUGUCUGCUCGGGUUCAUCUUACCUGUUCACUGGAUGCCCCUCCCUCUCCCUGGUUCAACAUCACAACACCUGCUGCAGCUAUAAAGGAAACAAAGGAAGGACUGGAUCGCACUGGAUCCCGGUGGAAGAGCAGCUCACAGGUCAGCCCAGCUCAGCUCAGCUCAUAAAGAGAGAAAUCCAAUCCAUCCAGAAAGUCGAAAAUAAUCCACAACUGAGAGGUGAGGAUGACUUCCACGGCAGAUCGACUGGCCCGUCAGCAGGAGAGGAAAGAAGGAAUCGGGACCAACGAGAAUGCAGUGAAGUUCUCCCAGCAGGAUUAUGAGACGUUGCUGCAGCAGUGUCUGGAGAGGGGACGCCUGUUUGAGGACAACUGCUUUCCGGCUGGGGGCACAUCUCUGGGCUACAAAGAGUUAGGGCCAUACUCAUCAAAGGCCAAGGGGGUUGUUUGGAAGAGGCCAACGGAGCUGUGUUCCAACCCAAAGUUCAUUGAUGAUGGAGCCACAAGGACAGAUAUUUGUCAAGGUGAACUGGGUGACUGCUGGCUUCUGGCUGCCAUAGCCUCUCUGACUCUGGACCAGAGGAUCCUGGCCCGCGUGGUGCCUCCUGGACAGAGUUUCACCGAAGAUUAUGCUGGAAUAUUUCACUUCCAGUUCUGGCAGUUCGGUGAGUGGGUGGACGUGGUGGUUGAUGACCGUCUGCCCACCAGAGAUGGAAAGCUGCUGUUCGUUCACUCAGCAGAAGGCUCUGAGUUUUGGAGUGCUCUGCUGGAAAAGGCCUAUGCUAAAGUCAACGGCUGCUAUGAGGCCCUGUCGGGAGGAAACGCGAUAGAGGGAUUUGAGGAUUUCACCGGAGGAAUCGCAGAAAUUUACAACCUAGGCAAGGCCCCGCCGAACCUCUUUCAAAUCAUCAAGAAGGCCCUGAGGCUCGGUUCACUGCUGGGUUGCUCUAUUGAGGUCUCCAGUGCCUAUGACACAGAGAUGGUCACAGCCCUGAAACUUGUAAAAGGACAUGCGUACUCACUGACGGGUGCAGAGGAGGUUAAUUUUCAAGGCAAGCUGGUUGAGCUGGUCCGCGUCAGGAACCCAUGGGGAAAGGUGGAGUGGACAGGGCCUUGGAGUGAUGGAUCCAUGGAGUGGAAGCACGUGAGUCCAGAUGAUAAAGCAAAACUGAACCACGUGGGUGAAGAUGGAGAGUUUUGGUUGCCUUAUUCAGACUUCCUCGGACAGUUCUCCAGGCUGGAAAUCUGCAACAUGACCCCAGAUACACUCACGAACGAUGACGUGGGCUACUGGAAGUAUUACCAGUUUGAAGGGAUGUGGAGGGUCGGCUCCACUGCUGGUGGCUGCAUUAAUAACCGAGCCACGUUCCCAUCCAAUCCUCAGUUUAUGGUGAGUCUGGAGGACGUGGAUGAUGAUCCCCUAGAUGGAGAGGACGGAUGCACCUUUCUGGUGGGGCUGAUGCAAAAGGACGGACGUCAAAUGAGGAGAAUUGACCGAAAUCUUGAGACCAUCGGCUUUGCCAUUUAUAAGGUCCCGGAUGAGUACAAGGGCCGCAGCAACGUCCGCCUAGGUCCCGACGUCCUGCUGCGACAGAGAGCUGUGGCCAUGAGUGACACCUUCAUCAACUCGCGUGAAGUGUGCGGCCGCUUCAAGCUCCCUCCAGGAGAAUACGCCAUUAUUCCUUCAACCUUCAAGCCUCACAGGAAUGGACGUUUCAUUCUCAGGGUGUUCUCAGAGAAGAAGGCUCAAACCAGUCGACUAGAGGAGGACAUUGAUGCUGUAUUAGAGGAGAAGAAGAUAUCUAAAAGUGACGUGGAUCCUCAUUUCAAGCAUCUCUUCAAGCAGAUUUCUGGCGAUGACAUGGAGGUGUCAGCGUUUGAACUGGUUGGAAUCCUGAACAACGUCGUCUCUGCCCGGUCUGACAUCAAGACGGAUGGAUUCAGCCUUGAAACCUGUCGCCUUAUUAUCAGUCUGCUGGAUAAAGAUGAAAGUGCCACAUUGGGACUGAUGGAAUUCCACAUGCUUUGGACCAAAAUCAAGAAAUACCUGGAGAUCUUCAGGACUCACGACAAAGACCACUCCGGCACCAUGAGCUCCCAUGAGAUGAGAGAAGCCGCCACUGAAGCAGGCUUCAUCGUCAACAGCGCGGUGCUGCAGGCCAUUGUCAGCCGUUACGCCGAUGCUCAGUACGCCAUAGACUUUGACAGUUUCGUAGGCUGUCUCAUUAAACUGGAAAUGCUCUUCAAAAUGUUUAAGACCCUGGAAAGAGGUGACUCGGGGAAGAUUGAGCUGGAUUUGCAGCAGUGGCUGUGCCUGGCGAUCUACUAGCUCCGAAGACGACACGAGCAAGGACCCCUUCCGACAAGACGAUUCACAUAACGCUUAAGAACGCUUAAGACGAUAAUUCCCAAGCCCUUAAAAUGUGUGAUUGUAACAAUAUCUGGGAAUAUUUUAGGUCACUUGUUGAAAUGUGAAAUCAAGAAAUUUGUUUUGUUUUGUUUUUGUUUUUUAACUCUUGGGCUUUUGCAGCUUCUGUCAAAUGAUUAAAAAAAUAAAUAAAAGAAAGAAAGAAAGUAAGAAA